CUGUCCUGGCAAAUCCUGACAUUUCCAGUGACGUCUUUGUAGUGGCGCUGUUGAAAGUCUCUUUCGUUCUUCUCAUCCACCCCUCUCUCUCCUAGUGAGAUUAACAGGCUGGAUCUGGGCCUGACUGUGGAAGUCUGGAACAAAGGCUUGAUCUGGGACACCAUGGUGGGCACACUGUGGAUCCCUUUAAGCAGCAUUCGCCAGUCCAACGAGGAAGGGCCAGGGCAGUGGAUGACUUUAGACUCCCAGGUCAUCAUGGCAGAAAAUGAGAUCUGUGGCACCAAAGAUCCAACUUUCCACCGUGUGCUUCUGGAUACACGCUUUGAGUUGCCUUUAGACAUUCCAGAGGAAGAGGCUCGCUACUGGGCCAAAAAACUGGAGCAGAUAAAUGCCAUGAGGGACCAAGAUUAUUCAUAUCAGGAGGAGCAUGAGAGACCACUUCCUGUGCCAUCAACGCAGUGCUGUAAUUGGAGUCUAUGGGGAGACCAACCAAAUGACGAUCCAGACAGCGCAGUGGACGAUAGAGACAGCGAUUACCGCAGUGAGACAAGCAACAGCAUCCCUCCACCUUAUUAUACCACAUCCCAGCCCAACGCUUCCAUGCACCAGUACCCCAUUCGCCAUAUGCACCGCGACUCCCGCUACGAUGACAUGCAAGACUAUGACUAUGAUAACCAGAGAACUAUGAGGUACACAGUGCUAUGUCCCUUGUGUGUGUUUGUUUUUUAUAGUCUUAUUUUAACUGCCUCAAUCAGGAGGCUCAGGUUGUUGCUGCUUAUUGCUAGUGUAAUUUAUUUGAAUUGUGGGUUAGUAGAUAAACUGUUAUGUAUGACUAUGAAUUCACAUUAUCCUUAUGAACCUCCUCAGAGUAUUCAGGGGUCCGUGUAUACAAGCCCUUGGAUGAGCGCUUAUGGUAUACACAGAAUUGGUGGAGGCCAUCACUGGCGCCGCCUCUGACCUGAAUACUAGAGAUACAUACAAGCCUGUGCCCGUCCCAUUAACUUAUGUUUCUCCCUUUUUCUCCAAUCUUUCCAAAACAAUAUCAGUUUUGGAAACUAGUGUUCCAUCGGCUUGCUGGGAUGCAUUAGCGCAUAAAGAUUCCUUAAUCCAUACUCCUUUAUAUGACAGAGGUUUAUGAAUCCUUCUGUAACAUAUAUUAAUUCACGAAUGGCUACAGAAUGU
Messenger RNA from Ictalurus furcatus (blue catfish), 1182 nucleotides. Its product is annotated as protein unc-13 homolog A-like. Gene Ontology annotation, biological process: synaptic vesicle maturation; neuromuscular junction development; dense core granule priming. NCBI's taxonomy places the organism in Eukaryota, Metazoa, Chordata, Actinopteri, Siluriformes, Ictaluridae. The coding region runs from base 163 to 957 and encodes 264 amino acids. Gene Ontology annotation, cellular component: plasma membrane; synaptic vesicle membrane; neuromuscular junction. Gene Ontology annotation, molecular function: diacylglycerol binding; syntaxin-1 binding; calmodulin binding. The record is from RefSeq and is a predicted model, not a curated record. The transcript is spliced from 6 exons.